UACAACAGACAUUGAAAAGAUGUACAGACAAGUGCUAGUCGACAAAAGAGAUCGCAAAUAUCAACUAAUCGUAUGGAGAAACACUCCAGACAAGGAACUCGAACAUUACAUGUUGAAUACGUUAACAUAUGGUACGACGUGUGCCCCAUAUCUUGCUACAAGAUGUCUGAAAAGGCUAGCAGAUACGAACAUACAAAGAUAUCCAUUGGGGGCGAUGGUAUUGCAAAAGAAUUUUUACGUUGACGAUUGCAUGUGCGGGUCUGACAGUUUAACAACGGCAAUUGAGAUGCAGAAACAAGUUAAUAUGUUACUACUGGAAGCUGGAUUUAGACUACGAAAAUGGUGUGCUAACCACUUAAAACUGCUGCAUGGAAUUCCUCCAGAAGAUAGAGAAGUAGAUCUCAAUUUUGACAAAUCAUCAACCAAGGUUUUGGGAUUAACAUGGAUUCCUCAAGCAGACCGAUUUUGUUUGAAGAGUGAUGUGAACGAAUGCACCAAGGUCACCAAGCGGAAGGUCACAUCUGAUUUGGCAAGAUUGUUUGACCCCUUAGGAAUUGCGGGUCCUGUGGUGUCAGCAGCUAAGAUCUUUAUUCAGCAACUGUGGAAGAAUAAACUUGGCUGGGACGAGGAACUGCCAGCAGAAAGGGCAGCAUAUUGGCUAUCGUUCCGAGGAGGUCUGAAGAUGUUAAAUGAUUUCAGGUUACCCAGACACAUGUUUGAUGGAGAGAAACCAACAAAAAUUGAGAUACAUACUUUCGUGGACGCGUCAGAAAAGGCAUAUGGUGCUGUGGUGUAUCUUCGAGCUAUGCUGCCAGACGGCAGGCAUAUAGUCAGACUUCUUUGUUCAAAAUCAAAAAUAGCACCAAUAAAGGAGAUCACGCUGCCACGGUUAGAGCUUUGUGCCGCUGAAUUGGGAACAAAACUUACUGCUAAGGUCAAAGCCGAAUUGGGUUACGAAGAUCUAAGGACUAUUUAUUGGUCAGACUCAGAGAUUACAUUGUACUGGAUCAAUUCAGAACCAUCAGCUCUAAAGACGUUCGUUGCCAACAAAGUAAAAAAUAUACAAGCAACAUUUGUUGGAUCUUCUAAAAAAUCAGACAUCUAUUAUUGAUUCAACAAUCAACAUAAUUAGAAAGGACGAAGAUACGAGCCAAAGGAACUUCGGCAACAUGCAAGUGGAAUUGAACCUUUUGGCAAAUAAGGUGAAGAAAGAAGAAGAUGUUGUAAAGACAACACAAUCAAUUAUGUUUCUCACUUCACAGCUCAUGCUACUUUCGUCAAGGUUGAAACAUAUAGAAGAUAACUUAAUCGACGUUUUAACGGAUGCUCAUCAUGGUCGGAUAAGUCCGUUGCUACUUACGCCACAUCAAUUGCUACAAGAGCUCCAAACCAUCAAGGCUCACAUUCCUCCAUCUCGUGCUCUACCCGUUCGCGAAGAUAAUGUUUCGGAUUUCUUCAAAUUAAUGAAGAGUAAGGGAAGGGUUAUUAAGAACCAUAUCAUAUUCGAGAUUCGCCUUCCAUUAGUGGAUCUCCAGCAGUAUGAUUUAUUCAAAAUGAUCCCCGUACCUAUGCUACGAUCCGGUCGAUUUAUUUCAAUAGCUUUGAAAUCAACAUUAUUGGCAGCUAACGUCCAUCGGGAUGAGUUCAUAUCGCUAACCGCAGAAGAAAUGAACAGCUGCAUACAUACCACAAAUGACGUUUUUAUUUGCGACAACCAAGCGAAAUUUAGCAAAGGCGAUCGAUCACAUUUAUGCGAGGUGAUUUUCUUAUUGAACAAAUCGUCAGAAGCGUGCGACUUGCAAUCGACCAUGCACCACCAAACUUGGAGACAAAUGGAACAAAAGAAUAAAUGGAUGUUUACUCUAGCCAAUUUAACAGAAUUGUCCUUUGUUUGUGGUACAAAAAUGACACACCUGGAGGUGCAAGGAGCUGGAACUUUAGAAAUUGGGCCAGGCUGCAUUUUCAAAGACAACACAUUUACAAUAUACGGUCACUACGAAAACAAAACAACAGUGCACACAUCAUAUCUGAGACUUAAGCCACUGGAUUCCAUAAUCUCAAGCAGUAAGCUUGUCUUGCUCAACAAAACAUUAAACAGCACCUAUGAAACACAUGCUGCUGAACUCGUCACCUUACACCAACAGCUAAAAACUAUUGAAAUCGGACGCCUUCCACAAUUAAUGAAAUCGACGGCCAUUCACCAUCAUACCAUCAGCUAUCUAGCUCUUUGCAUUGGAAUUGGAGUAGCCAUAUACGUCAUUGUCAAGUUUCGCCACCACAGAACUUCCAACAAUAACAUGAACCCAACACCUACCCCUCGGCAGUCAGUCUCAUCAUCAUACGUCAUUGACCAGACAGUUUCUUGAACGUUCCUCGUUCAACGUGGGGGAGAAUGUUCAAAAGAACAUAUUUUACUAACACAUUUUUUAAUUUUGUUUUUAUUAUUAUUUUAUUCUAUGUCAGCAUAUAACUGACCUAUAUAAUUAUUGUUUGCCUUAUGCAGGCCAAUAGCCUAAAUAAAGAAACACCUCGAUUGGUUUCACAUUGCAUGGGUUAUUGGCUGAAGUAAUUUAUUGCUUAGUUAACUUUAAAUGCUAGUUUUAAUGAAUUCAAAAAUGUAUAAAUAGAAAGCAAAAAUAAAUAUUCUUGGUAGAUUACAAGAAAUUGUAAACAUACCAAGGUUACACAAUUCAA
This is a messenger RNA of Musca domestica (house fly), 2694 nucleotides long. RefSeq lists its product as uncharacterized. The record is from RefSeq and is a predicted model, not a curated record. The transcript has 2 exons. Bases 20 to 1111 code for a protein of 363 amino acids. Lineage: Eukaryota; Metazoa; Arthropoda; Insecta; Diptera; Muscidae.